Messenger RNA from Symbiodinium pilosum, 1440 nucleotides. The record is from the annotation of a GenBank genome assembly. NCBI's taxonomy places the organism in Eukaryota, Dinophyceae, Suessiales, Symbiodiniaceae.
AUGCCUCCGCGCGUGCAGCCGAAGCGAAAAGCCGCAGCCAAAGCUGCCGCAGCCAAGGAAGACGAACCGGAAGAGGAUGAGGAGCCUGAGGAACCUGAGGAGGCAGAGGCAGAGGAUGAAGACGCCGAUGAGGAACCUCCGAUGAAGAAGGCAAAGGCGCUUCCGGCUCGCGGCGCUGUGAUGGCCAAGGCGAAGGCCAAGGCCAAAGCAAAAGGCAAGGCCAAGGCCAAGGCUGCGCCAGGCCGUGGUGGUGUGAUCAAAGCGGCUACGAAGGCUGCUGCGAAGGCAAUUGCCGCAAAGGAAUUUGCAGCUGUCGCCUCCAAAUUGAAGAAAACCAAGAGCAAGGAGACAGUGGCUGGUGAGGGCAAGUGGUACUACAUGAGCGACCUGAGGAAAAUGAAGGUCGGUACAGACGAUCCAAAGGCCUGGACAGCCUACAAUGCCAAGAUGAACAAGCAGCUGGAAACGGCAUAUAGCAAAGGCUGCAAGCAAUACACCAUGACCCUCGGAGACAAGAAGUACUGCGUCAAGCACCUGGGCAAACUUAGUAAAAUGGUUGCCAUGGAUCACCUCUCUUCCAGUCCUGAGUUUGUCGAGGUCAUCAAAGGUGCAAAUCCAGGCAGUGCUCAGAAAGCGUUGUCGCUGCUCAAGCACCAGGCUGUGAAGAUCACUGGCCUGUGCCUGGAUGGUGGAGUGGCCGCCGAGGUUCAAAGCGAGAGCGGCCCACGAAAGUACACGUUGCGCGUGGGACGUGCCUCUACAGGCGAAGUGGAUGCGAGGUGCAGCUGUGUGGAUUUUAGGACCCGUGGCGGGCUCUGCAAGCACGGCCUAGCUGCCGCCCUCUUUCUCUUGCAAGCUGGCCAUGAGCUGCCUGAGGUUGCAGCCUCGGGGCCUCAGAAGCGGCCACGCGAGCGGCCCCAAGCCACUCCUACCCGCAAUUCGGUGGAGCAAGUUACGAACUCUCCCGAAGAGGUCGAUGAAGCCCUGCCAGCUUUGAAGAGGCCUCAAUUUCCGAAGCCAAAGGCAGCAAGCGCGAGCGCCAUCAGCCAAAUCCAACGAGGCUUCUUCCUUCGCCAACUGCAGACAGCGGCUGCAGGAGGCAACCACGCAAGCUUCACUCGGGACCUUCAGCGAAUUACCGAGCCGCUUGGGCAGGAUGAGGCAUCGGUGCUGCUUCACAAGGCCAUCCAUGGCAAUGAUGCAGCCGGUGCAGAGAAGGUGGUCCAGGCUCUCAUCGCACGACCAGAGGGUGCUGCAGCGGUGCGUGCAGGCGUGCCCGAUCAGCUGGGCAGAACACCUUUGCACGCGGCGGUGGCAGCCAACAGGUUACACAUUUGCCGCGCCCUCCUCGCAGCCAAUGCUGAUCCUGGGUUACCGGAUGGGCAUGGGGUCUCUGCCGUGGAGCUGGCAAGCCGCAGGAAGUUCGAUGCGUCCAAAGGC